This is a messenger RNA of Salvia splendens (bonfire salvia), 1229 nucleotides long. RefSeq lists its product as uncharacterized. Lineage: Eukaryota; Viridiplantae; Streptophyta; Magnoliopsida; Lamiales; Lamiaceae. Bases 106 to 762 code for a protein of 218 amino acids. The record is from RefSeq and is a predicted model, not a curated record. The transcript is spliced from 2 exons.
CUAACAUCAGAAUUAAACAUCAAACAUCUUAGCGCUUUCUUCUGCUCAGUGGCGGCGAUGCGACCUCGACCCCGACAACGACGGCGACGUCGACCGUAACAUCCAAUGGCGCCGCCGACUCCGGACGACGUUUUUGGCCUCUAUAUUCAUCAUGGAGGACAUUUUUUCACUCCAAAUGGAAAGUUUCAAAAAUAUAUUGGUGGUGGAAUGGCACAGGCAAGUGAUCUAGACCCAGACAGAUUUGGGUAUUUUGACUUAGUUGAAGAAUUUAAUAAAAUAGGAAUUGACACAUGGGGUAGACUCACCUUUGUGAAUCAUAUGUCAGCAACCCAUGUGAAUAUAAAAAGUGAUAAGGAGGUGAUGGAGAUGUUAUCUGCUACUCUAAGAGAUAGUUUUAACAGAAUGUGUAGUAUAUAUGUUGUUGAUGGGAGGAAGUCUACUGAAGGCAUGGGUAGUGAACAUGUGGGAGAGAAGGUGGUAAAAAAGGUUGAAACUGUGAAUAAUAGCAAGAGUGUGGUUGAAAAGAGCAACUUUGAGUCUGCCACAAAAAUUAGAAAUUCCACUUCUAUUAGCAAGGGUAAAAGUGUGAUUGAAAAAAAUGUGGAGAAAGCUGUGGUUAAAUCAGUGGAGAAGAGGGUUGUUGAAAGUGUUAGUAAGAAUGUUGCUAUAUCUUUUGGUAGAAGUGGCAGUGAGAGAGUGGUUAAGUCUACUGAGAAGCAAGGUAGUGAGAGGGUGUAUAAGUCUACCGAGAAGCAAGCUUAAGCAGCAUAGAACUAAGAUGAUUCAGAGCAACUUAUCAAACUUAUAGCAACUUUAUAGAUGGAACUGAAAAUUUCACAGCAAAAACUUUUCUGAAAAUUUCCCCUUAAAUAAAUGCAAGAACAAGAAUAAACAUACAAAUUGAAUAGAACCUUACAUCGAUUUCAGUCAGGUGACAAAUUGAAUAGAACCCUAAAUCGAUUUGAACUCGCAAUUCGAAUAGAAUCCUAAAUUGAUUUGAACCCACAAUUCGAAAUAGAACCCUAAAUCGAUUUCCAUAAAAGUAGAAUCAAUGCAAUUCGAAAUAAACCCUACAUUGAAUCAAUGCAAUUCGAAAUAUGACUUUCAAGAAAGCUAACCCUGUUUUUGUUGAAAUUUUCUAGAUGGUGAUGUUCUCUCGAUGCAGAUUCAGAGAGAUUAGCGCGACGCGAUUUUCGCUCUAUGCAGAUAGAAAUUUUAAUUUUUUUCCC